Scheffersomyces coipomensis is the source of this 1239-nucleotide messenger RNA. RefSeq lists its product as uncharacterized. The transcript has a single exon. The record is from RefSeq and is a predicted model, not a curated record. Lineage: Eukaryota; Fungi; Ascomycota; Pichiomycetes; Serinales; Debaryomycetaceae. The coding region runs from base 1 to 1239 and encodes 412 amino acids. Gene Ontology annotation, biological process: inner mitochondrial membrane organization. Gene Ontology annotation, cellular component: mitochondrial inner membrane.
AUGUCUGUGUCGAGUAAAUUUGGAAGGAUAUCGAAUCAAUUGAUUUUCGCAAGAUCGAUUUCUAUAUCUCAACCGCCAACUUCAGUGUCAGGAUCAAAUCUUUCCAAUACAGUAACUGAAAAUCAUAAUAUAAAAGAUGUCGAAUUACUAGAAAGUAUAAAGACUCUAGAAACAGCUGAAUUUAAAGCUUUAGGUAAUCCCCAAUCAAUAUUAUCAGUCAAUUCACCCCCUUCCGUACCUGUAUAUGUUAGAAGAGGUUCAUUGCUUUCAAUUUAUGGUUUCAAUAACUCAUCAAUACUGGCAGUUAAAAGUCAUUUAGAAGUAAUAGAUCCAUUCAGACGUUAUCUUUAUGGAGGCUAUGUAUCAAGUUAUCAAAAAUUGAUUUCCACAACUCCCUUUUCAUUAUUAAUUUCAUCAAUUUCUCGAAAUUUCAGUUUAUUUAAAAAAUCAGAAAAUAAAACAUUUGUCAAUUUAGCAUUAGAUGGAUCUACUGAUUGGGCUAUCUUAAAUAAAGAUGCUUUGCAAGUGUUCACAGGGAAUUCAUUAAACAUUGGAUUGUAUCAUUUACCAUCAACAAUUUCAAAAAGAUUAUCAAAACAAUUAAAUAUAAGUCAAAAAACUUCAACUGGAUUAUCAACAUGGAGUAGAUUAGGUUAUACAUUAUUAACCGGAAGAGGACAAGUUGGAUUGGUUGGAAAUGGAUCCAUCUAUAAUAUAAAUUUACAACCUGGUGAAGAAUUAUUAAUUAAUCAACAAAAUCUAUUAGGGAUAACCGUUAAUGGACCUUAUGAUUUACAAAAUUGUGUUAUAAAAUAUUCAUUUCCUGUUGAUUCUAGUAAUAAACUGGAAUUAAUCAUUCAAAAACAAGCACCAAGUCUUAGCCUAUUAGGUAUAAUAAGAUCUAAUGCAACUGCCGCAUCAAAAUUCAGACAAUAUGGUCAAUUAUUAUCAUCAUAUUUCUCAACUAUAUUUUCAUAUUUUUCUAAAGGAAGAAAUUCAAGUUAUAACUUUUUAGUUGGAAAUCAAGAUUUUGUUAAAGUCAUUGGACCUAGAAACAUCUUAUUACAAUCAUAUACAUCAGAUACUACUUAUAUCAGUCCAUCUAAAUCUUCUUUACCACCUCCAUCAGUUGAUGGUUCAACCUUUGAUAAAUUGAAAAGCACUUCUUCUGAUUAUUUAAGUUAUGUUACUGUAAAACCAGGCAAAUCAGUUGAAUUUAAAAGUACCCCCAGAUUUUAG